CGCGUGCUGGGGCGAGCGGUCUUGCUUGGACGGAAGGCCGCGUUGGGUUCGCUCCAUCCCCAGUCCUGGUUCCCGGAGUCGAUUGGGAGGAGGCAGACAGGCACGGCCCCGACCGGUCCCGACCUAACGCUGCAGAGCGUGGACGCCUUGCACAAUCGCCAGUGGCGGCGACUUUUUGAGACACACGUAGGUUAUCAACUCAGGCUGAGAUUUAGAGUUUGCGUGCGUGGGAGCUUUGCGAAACCCACGUUCCCGAGGAUUCUUGUAUGUUGCUUCGGCCUUAAACGCUUUGAAAACUCGCAUCUCAGUUGUUUAUAUUUCACGAUUGAUCGUUUUAAAUGUUGUUCUUUUCUUUUUUUUUUUUUUCCCCUCGUCCAUCUUGGGUUUGCUUGCUUCUCGUUAUGAGCCAUGUUCCUGUCUUACAUCCCGUAGGGCGCGAUGUCUGAUCAAGAGCGCAUCCAGGAAUGCCUGCGGAAAGAAAUAAGGUCCCUUCUCAUUUCCGCCAAAGAUGGUUUGACCCCGCAGCAGUUGGAAAAGGAGUACCUUCUGAUGGUGGGGAGCCAUUUACCGCUCCGGAUCCUUGGGUAUCGGUCCACCAUGGAGUUGGUGCUGGACAUGCCUGAUGUUGUCAGUAUCUGCCCCUGUGGGGAUGGAACUGUGAUACUGAAAGCCAUUCCAGAUGAAUCCACCAAAGGAAUAGCAAGUUUAGUUGCAAAACAGAGGAGCAGUCAUAAGGUUCGGAACUCUAUGCAGAAGGGAAGGACCGGUGUUUGCUUGGGGCCAAGCUUUCAUCGGCAAGUACCUUACCGAGGAAGGGUGCCCCCUAUCCUUCCAGCUGUCGUGAAGAGUGAGCUGAAGGACCUCCUGGCGUUAUCUCCUGUUCUCCUUUCUGAUUUUGACAAGGCAUUUGCCAAGCGAUUCGGACGCUCAUUCCAGUACAUGCAGUAUGGGUUCCUGUCUAUGUUUGAAGUGCUGAAUGCCGCUUCGGAUGUCAUUUCUGUAGAGCAGACCAGAGCAGGCUCCUUGCUGAUGCUAAAGAAGAGCACGUCGGAGGAAAAGCCGAGAGGGUGGCCAGCGGAAGGUAAAAUGUUUACCCAGCCUUUCAGGAUGAAACAGGAAGGGUCAACCCCCCCAGGCUUCCCAGGAGCAAAGGCACGCUUUUCACGACCCAGUUUAAAUAUGGAACCAGUGAAGCAAGUACUGAACGUGAGGAAGACUCCUGAGUCCAGUGGAGCGGAGAUGUCAAGGCUGAAUGACACUGAAAAACUAAACCAGUUGGAGAACACCUUCAAAUCAGUUAUUGCACAGAUUGGACCUGGUGGCACCAUCAAUCCAGAACUAAAACAUAAGAUAAAAUUUGUUGUGUCCAAGUUUCCAGAGGGAUUGCUUAUUUCUAAACUGCUUAGAGAGUUUGAGGUGGUUUUUAAAGAGCAACUUUCACCAAAAAAACUGGGCUUCUUAAAUGUGAUAGAGCUCGUUGGGGCUCUCAGUGACAUUCUCUACGUGGAGUUCAGGGAAGCAGAGCAGGACUUACUGCUGUUCGAUGCCGAUCUGAGGCCUCUGCCACGGGAUGCAGCGGUUUCAUCAGUGAGAAAUACAUGUUUAGUUCAGUCAGAUAAGAAGAUAGAAGCCAAAGCCUGUGUCUCGAGUCCCCCUAGAAAUGCAUCAUCGUCUGCUGCUGCUCUGAGGGAGAACACGUGGGCCUGGUCCUUUAAAAAUCACAAAGAGCCGGAACAGAAGAGUUACAAGAAGCCUAACCUGGUGGUGAAGCCUUUACAGCUGCAACUAGAAAUGGACAGAUCACAGCUCAACGUGGCAGCGGCCAGUCACGACACCCCACCAGACGCUGUGCGGGACAGGAAGUUGUGCAGACUGCCGCCGCUAGACACCAGCACCCUGGUGGGGGUCUUCGUGGAGUACGUCGUCUCUCCCAGCCAGUUCUACAUCCGCAUCUGCAGCAGGGACUCGUCGGAGUUGCUUGAGGACAUGAUGAUUGAAAUGCGGCGCUGCUACUCGAAUCAGCUGGUGUCCGACCGCUACGUCAUGCCGGAGCACUUCAUCCGCCCCGGGCACCUCUGCUGUGUGAGGAUCUCUGAGGACAAGUGGUGGUAUCGGGUCGUCAUCCAUCGCGUCCUCGGGAAGCAGGAAGUGGAAGUGUUCUACCCCGACUUCGGCAACAUCGGAACCGUCCAGAAGUCCUCCCUGAGGUUCCUCAAGUGCUGCUACACGAAGCUUCCAGCUCAGGCUAUCCCUUGCUCUUUGGCUUGGGUGAGACCAGCAGAGGGAUAUUGGACAUCCACAGCUGUUUUGCAGUUCCAGAAGUUGUGUGGUUUGAAGCCGUUGGUGGGGGUGGUGGACGAAUACAUCGAUGGGAUCCUGAACAUCUUCCUGUGCGACACGUCCUCAAACGAAGACGUCUACUUCCAUCACGUCCUGAGAGCAGAGGGCCAUGCUAUUGUGUGCCGAGAAAACGUCCCUUCUAAGGGUUUCAGCGAACUCAACCCUUUGGCUUUGUACACGAAGUCCAGCGGGGGGCCGGAGGAUGUGGUCUUGACAGAACGGGUCUGCCCUUCCCAGCACCACUACUUUAAGGAAGUCCAGGAGAUAAGUCCACAGUCAAAAGAGGGCGAUUUAUACACUCUGGAUAUUAAUGAUGAAAAGGUUGUCAUUGGCCUUAAGUAUGAGUCAGAGAAGCCAUUAAAGGACUCAGAAUUCAGCUCUUUGAAAGCCCAAGAUAAGAGCUGGAAGGAAGGUGCCAGGCGCUCCGUCCCAGGGCUAAAGGGUCUGAAGGAAGAGACUGAGGACGAGAUCCCCACCGGAAUGCCGUGCCUGGAGUCGGUGACCAUAGGCGACGAUGUCUGGGAUGAGAACUGGCUGCCCCUGCACGCUAAAAUGGGACCAGGAGGUGACGCUGCCCCCCACUUACUUACCUCCGGCCGCGGUGGAGAGAAGCCAUACCAGUCACGUGAAGAAACGCCAGAGAAGGAUUGGUGUUUCUCUACACAAGAUGUAUGGGAUGAUUCAUGUCAGCCUUCAGGCCUUGAGAAUGGAAUGCAAGCCAAAGUUCAAGAGCCGGAAGGACUGGGUGCUCAGGAAAAAAGUGCCGGGACGCCCAGGAUUCCAAAGCCACACUUGGAAGGUUCUCCCGAUCCCUCGGCGUUGCCCGAGCUGGAGGAGUUCUACGUGUCUCUCGUCCAGUCCCAGCAGCCCGCCGACGGGAGCCAGGGCGAGCCUCCCGUGGCCCAGACGCAGCCGGGGCCAGUUCCGCGCUCUGCGGCGGCCCUGGAUGCAGCUCCCCCCGCGGCGGAUCCCCCAGAAAGGCACUCCGGUUCAGGUAGGUUUUCAUGCAGGGGACACACCCAGUGGCUCGCCCCCUGGCCGAAAACCUCCUCUCAUUCAGAACGCACUUGGAAAAAUGCCGACUCAGGCAUUUGUCUGCAGUCGUGGGCGGGCACAGUUGCCACCCUCAUUGCCCCUCCGCUUGUUGGCUGGUUUCUGGGUCCCAUCCCCUGGUUCGCCAUCGCUAACUGCCACCACCCGACAGAAGAGGGCCGGGACCGGGUGGAAAGCUCCCCCGGGAGCCCGAAGAACGAUGACCUCUCCAGCAGCCACGCCCUCACGGUGUUCACGGAUAAGAGCCGUGGAGCCAUGGACCAGCUUUCUCUGAUUUUGUCUCCCGAGCACCAGGUUCCUCAGAGGUUCUACAUCCCUCGCAGCACGGCCACGGCCGCCUUAGGGGCGGCUGCCCGCCUGGCCACGUCCAGGAGCUUCCUGCACUGGUACCCCAGCGUGAAGGGGAUGGAGGCCUGA
Phyllostomus discolor (pale spear-nosed bat) is the source of this 3810-nucleotide messenger RNA. It is a transcript of the gene TDRD5, whose product is annotated as tudor domain containing 5. The transcript has 18 exons. The coding region runs from base 439 to 3810 and encodes 1123 amino acids. The record is from RefSeq and is a predicted model, not a curated record. Gene Ontology annotation, biological process: spermatogenesis; germ cell development. Lineage: Eukaryota; Metazoa; Chordata; Mammalia; Chiroptera; Phyllostomidae.